AUGCUUCCAGAUGUCUCGUGUCCCUACUGUGCCAAUGGUAGAGAAGAUACUAUACAUAUUUUUAAGAACUGUGGAGCUGUUAGCAUGUUUUGGCAUUUUGGGCCAUUGAAGUUGAUUCCUGAAGUGCACCCUCCUAAUUCAGUCGUUGAUUGGAUCAAUGAAAUAUUCGAUCAGCUUCAUGGUGAGCAUCUUGAGCUGUUUGUCAUGUCUUUGUGGGUUGUGUGGUGUGAAAGAAAUAAUCUAAUUUGGAAGGGUGGUUGCUUUAUCCCCGUGACCAUGACAAAGUGGGUUAGUGCUUUCUUUGAGGAGUAUAAGCAGUAUCAUGCACGCACUUACAUGAAGGCUAAACACCCCAUCACAAAAUGGAAGUCUCCACCGAGUGGUAGACUGAAAGUGAAUAUUGAUGGCAGCUUUCGAGCAGUAGUGGUGGCAUUGGAGUUAUUGUCCGAAAUGAACAAGGAGUUUGCAUGGCUGCAUUGGCUAGGCCUUUUCCUGUCAUUCAAUCUUCCAUUCAAGCUGAGGUAG
Rosa rugosa (rugosa rose) is the source of this 525-nucleotide messenger RNA. RefSeq lists its product as uncharacterized. The transcript has a single exon. NCBI's taxonomy places the organism in Eukaryota, Viridiplantae, Streptophyta, Magnoliopsida, Rosales, Rosaceae. The record is from RefSeq and is a predicted model, not a curated record. The coding region runs from base 1 to 525 and encodes 174 amino acids.